This is a messenger RNA of Limanda limanda (common dab), 887 nucleotides long. Its product is annotated as COP9 signalosome complex subunit 9. Gene Ontology annotation, biological process: negative regulation of protein neddylation. The record is from RefSeq and is a predicted model, not a curated record. The coding region runs from base 85 to 291 and encodes 68 amino acids. The transcript is spliced from 3 exons. Lineage: Eukaryota; Metazoa; Chordata; Actinopteri; Pleuronectiformes; Pleuronectidae.
CACCAGCUGUGUAUCUCCUCUAGCAUAGAGCAGCGUGAGAAACCCUGGACAGAAACUCAUUAAUGUUACAGACCUCGUUCAUCUAUGCCUCUGAAGGACCAGUCCAACUCCACCGCCAUGAAACCAGCCGUGGAUGAGAUGUUUCCCGAAGGCGCUGGACCCUACGUGGACCUGGACGAGGCUGGGGGAAGCACAGGACUGCUCAUGGACCUGGCUGCCAGCGAGAAGGCAGUUCACGCAGACUUCUUCAACGAUUUUGAAGAUCUGUUUGACGACGAUGACAUCCAGUGAAGGAUUAAAGACAUGUCCUCAGAGCAGUGAUGGAUGAUAUUCACACUCCAGCUCCACACCACUUUUUUUUUGUGGAAAGCAAACCGGCCAUUUACUGUCUAAUGACAUACAAUUUCCCUUCAUAGUUGUCCUAGUUUCAGGCUUUUUUAAAAACAUCCUUAAAGAGUCGUCACCAUCUCCAGAUGUUGUGAAAUUCUUAAGAUCCCAAGAAUUCCUUCAUAUAUGGCAUGUUCAAAUUAUGAGCUUGUAUCGUGCUCGUGUCUUCGGCUCCUUCUAGACUGGAUUGCAGGUUUCUGUGUGCUGGAGAACACCUGUUAGGAACAUAAUUAUACAUGUGAUGGGCAGAGGCUCCAUACGCUGUCGCCCUUAAACAUGCUGCAGAUGGUAUAUGAUAAGUGAUGGUCUGGUAAAAUUGUUAAAUUAUUCUGUGAGACCGUGUGCGAUAGUCACAUACAUUCUGUGCAUUUGGUUGUUAGAACAGUGUCUUCUGUUGCGUUAUCCAUUUGUACAUAUGUGUACAGUCGUUACGCAACCACACUUCUGUGCUUGUAUUGGAAGUGACUGGUUGAAACUCAAUAAACCGAACUUUGGAUUAA